AUGACUUCAGCCACCUUGUAUAUGUUUGUGGCUUUCUGGCUUCUCUACACUGACAGGGACAAAGUCAAGAUUGGGUCCAGUAAUGUUAGUUGGAGUUUUAACCUCUUCAAGUGUCUUUUCAUUCAGGGAAAAGCGUAUCAUGAGCCCAAGGAUGCAGGUUUUUCAUUUGGCCACAAUAUCAAUAGUCCUUCGGCCAGCCUCUCAAUGGUUGGAAACACGAUCCCCACUCCUGACCCCACUGUUGGAGAGGCUUUGUGUGCCCCAGAUAACUUGAAUGCGAGUACUGAAAAGCAGGGCCAGAUUAAGAUGUACCUCAUUGAAGUGUGUUGGGAGACUGUGUUAUGUUGCUGCAACUCAUUUCUGCAGCAGGCAGGAUUAAAUUUGUUAAUAAGCAUGACAGUUAUUAAUAACAUGCUUGCCAAGUCCGUUUCAGACUUGAAGUUUCCUUUGAUAUCAGAGGAAAGUGGAUGUGCUAAGGUUCAGCUUUUAAAACCACUGAUGGGUUUGUCUGAAAAGCCAGUCUUGGCAGGGGAAUUGCUCAGUGCCCAGAUGCUAUUGUCAUCUGUGACCCUCUUUAUCAGAAAUGGAAACAGAGAGAUGCCCGUGGAAACCCUUGCCCUGUAAAUG
Messenger RNA from Otolemur garnettii (small-eared galago), 627 nucleotides. Its product is annotated as protein ARMCX6-like. The coding region runs from base 1 to 624 and encodes 207 amino acids. The record is from RefSeq and is a predicted model, not a curated record. The transcript has 2 exons. Gene Ontology annotation, cellular component: mitochondrion. NCBI's taxonomy places the organism in Eukaryota, Metazoa, Chordata, Mammalia, Primates, Galagidae.